AUGGUCAAGCGCAAGAGAGAGGAAACGGCAAAGGACCGCCAGAGCUCCAAGCAGCCUUCCAAGGCUGUCAAGGCUACAGUCAGCGAGAAAAUCCCUUCUACCUCAGCAGCCGACAGUCCAUCGGUCACACUGCAAAUUAUCACUGGAUCCUACGAAAGAGUGUUGCAUGGCUUUACCGCGGCUGUUUCGCCCGCCUCUUUUACGUCUCAGGAUGCUAAAGAGGCUGGUGGUAACUCAGAUCUAGUGCAGUUCGUGGAUACAUUUCUGUUCGAGGCUCAUACGUCUGCCAUUCGGUGUCUCGCCUUAUCGCCAUUGCCCAAGGCUGAUUCGACGGAAAAACCCCAAGUUAUUCUGGCGAGUGGUGCUACAGAUGAACGUGUCAACCUUUACUCUCUGUCUGCUGCCCCAGUUGCGGUAAACGAGCACUAUCCGACCGUACCGACUCUCGCGGGCAACAAGAUCCUUGAAAACCCCAAGAACCGCGAGGUGGGCACAUUGAUGCAUCAUUCCGCCCCUAUUUCGGCUCUAGAAUUUCCCUCGCGCUCAAAGAUCCUAGUCGGCUCUGAGGACAAUACCAUCUCUAUUACGAGGACUCGGGAUUUCUCUGUCGUCUCUACCAUCAAGGCUCCUCGCCCGAAAGUUCAGGGUAGGCCCAGUGGUGAUACCGCACCUCCCGGGGGCUCUCCGUCAGGUGUCAAUGAUAUUGCCGUCCACCCCAGUAUGAAGUUGAUGUUGAGUGUGGGCAAGGGGGAGAAAUGUAUGAGGCUCUGGAACUUGGUCACUGGAAAGAAAGCUGGUGUGUUGAACUUCAACCGAGAAAUCCUACAGAGUGUCAAAGAAGGCAAGUGGAGCACUGGGGAAGGAAGAAAGAUUGUGUGGAAUGCGAAGGGAGAUGAAUUCGCCGUCGCAUUCGAGUGGGGUGCUGUCGUCUUUGGAAUCGACUCCACCCCUGUCUGUAGAGUUUUCCCAAACCCCCGAAGUAAGCUCCAUCAAAUGAAGUACAUCAACCCCAACCCCUCGUCGGAUGAUAGCGACGAGUUGCUUGCCGUCUCGACGGAAGACGGCCGGGUCAUCUUCUACUCCACCAAACAGGUUCAAGACGCACCAGAGGGAGAUGAUUCGCCCAUCCCUUAUGCGGAAGCUGUCGCUCAGCUCGGUGGCAGAGCAGCCGGCUUCCCCGGAAGAGUGAAAGACUUCGAGAUCUUGGGUUUGAACGAUCAACGGGCCGCCGGAAAGGAUGACCUUCUAGUGGUAACUGGAAAUAGCGAGGGCUUGGUUCGCGUAUGGCUUCUACAUGGCAAAGAUUUGACCAGAGCGGACACAAAGAAGAAGUCGCCGGGCAACAAGGAAAAGAAGGAUGUCCAAGUGGGGAAGCUGUUGAAUGCUUAUGGAACAGGAAAUCGGAUCACCUGCCUCAAAGCAUUCGUUAUGCUACCCCCCGAAGAUCCCUCGACGCUCGAGGAUUCGGAAGAGGAGGAUGAGGAUGAUGUGAGCCAGGACGAGUACUCCAGCGAAGAGAGCGAUGAGGAGUAG
This is a messenger RNA of Aspergillus ibericus CBS 121593, 1533 nucleotides long. RefSeq names its product putative 60S ribosome biogenesis protein Mak11. The transcript has 2 exons. NCBI's taxonomy places the organism in Eukaryota, Fungi, Ascomycota, Eurotiomycetes, Eurotiales, Aspergillaceae. The record is from RefSeq and is a predicted model, not a curated record. Gene Ontology annotation, molecular function: protein binding. The coding region runs from base 1 to 1533 and encodes 510 amino acids.